AGAAUUUACCUGAGUCGUGACAGUACUUUGAUUUCUUCAGUAGGGUUGUGCAAAUAUGAUUUAAAGAAAUAAAGUAAAAAUACUAUUUUAAAGCAUUCAAAUUACAAUGACCAACGUCAAGAAAAAGGAUGAAAUGAAUCGCGGCAGGAGGAGUCGAUUGGAGGACAGUUACCGCCAAAACGCGAGGAUUAUGCGCAGACUGACUGCCCGACAGGCGACUGCCAUGGAUCUCGACCUGUGCGCCAAGUGGAUGAACGUGUUUAGACGAGCUACCAAGGAGGAGCGCAGGGCGAAGGACUACCUCGUGGAGCUGAUUCUUCGCCAGCUGCGGGAAACGGGCCACCUGUCGCUGCCCUUCACCAACCUGGCAAACUGCAGUCUGGACCUUCGCCUGCUCCUGGACGAGGAGGGACGUCAACGGCUGCGUCGCAUCAGUCCACGUCAGGUGUUGGCCCCGAUGCCGUCGAGCAGCAGCAUGACCAGGAGGCGGGAUAAGUCGUCUUCGUUUGAGUGGAGACGGAGGAUGCGACAUCUGGACCAGCUGGAAGACCAGUACUGGCGUGAGGAACAGGAAGUGUGGAGCUUGCAGCAGCCAUCCGCGAAGUGUCUUAAGCCGAAGCCGCUGGCCGCAGUGUCGAGACAACGGAAUCGCGUCAAGACGAUCGGCGUCCAGGCGGAUGUCCCACUGCUCACGCCACGGGCUGAACGUGAUCUCUGCGAGCGCGAGCGAAAACAGUGCGAAAUUCUGAAGCGGCGGGAACGGGAUCUCGCGCAGCGGCAGCUCAGGGAGCAGGAGCGAGAACGUCAGAGGACUCUGCUGGCCAAACAGCAGAUGCUGGAAAAGCAGCGCCUGGAAAAGGCGCGUCAACUACGCGACCGACGAUUGCGGGAGCAGCAGAUAAAAGUCAAGGAGCGGCGCGACCACGAGCGCCAUCUGUUGUUGAAAAAGCGAAAUGAGCGGCGUCUGCAAGAGCAGCGUUCAUGGGCCCAGCGACGCCCCAGUUCACCUUCAUCUCAGUUUGUGGAAAUUCAGCAGGGAGCGAGUCUAGAGCCGAAACCAGAAGCUCGACAUGACCACGAUACCAGGCACUUGUCCCAAACGACCAAGUCCGUGCCAGUCGACAGCAACACUACCCAAAGUGCGAAACGGAUGCAGCAGUUGCACCUUCGGGAGGAAAACAUAAGGCGGAAAGUGCUGGCCUAUGAACAGCUCAAGAAAUAUCAUCGGGAGAGGGCGCAAGUUGAACGGUUGCGGUUGGAGGGGAAUGCAGAGCAGAACAAAGAAUCCAGGAAUCUACAGAUGCAUGUGACAGAAAGAAAAAACCUUAAACAAAAGAAUGUGGAGAAAGAAAUGGAAACCGAACAAAGGAAAGAAUUUCAAGAAAAAAUUAAAAAUAUUCCUAAUAGGUUUAAUCAGCGACAGGAGAGAGAAGACUUUGAACGAAGAAAUGCCCCAAUAAUAGCAAAAAGCGAUCAUAAGGAGGAGUUAUGUAGGAAGAGGCAGUUGGAGACCAGUGACGCCAAAGGAAAUGAUCAAAUUGAUAGACAGGACCAGAAGAAUAGGGAGGAAAUUGAAAGAAAGCGGGAACAGGAGGCUAAAAUCAUUCAAGAACGGCAGGAAAGAGAAGAGUUUGAAAGAAAAGUUUUGCAAAAAUUAGAAACCGAACGAAGAGAACGGAAAGAGUUCGAAAGAAAUAGGCAAGAGGAGCUCAGGAUUCUGAAGGAACGUCAGGAAAAAGAAGAGUUUGAAAGAAGAGAAUUGGAAAAAAAAUUAAAAGCCGACCUAAAACAACAGGAAGAAUUAGAAAGACAGCGAGAAGAUAAACUUGAAAAACUCCCAGAUAAAGAAUUUGAGAGAAAAUUUUUUGAUAAACUAGAAGCCGAUCGAAAAAUACGGGAGGAAUUCGAAAGACAAAGGCGGGAAGAACUCAAAAAUCUUAGCGAACGCCAGGAAAAAGAAGAGUUUGAAAGAAAAGAAUUAGAGAAAAAACUGGAAGCUGAGCAAAAACAGAAGGAAGACAUACAAAAAUUGCGAGAAGAGGAUUUGAAGUGUCUCAAAUCACUCCAAAGCAGAGAAGAAUUUGAAAGACAAGUGUUGGAAAAACUAGAAGCCGAACGAAAAGAAAGAGAAGCAUUCGAAAGAAAGACCUGCGAGGAACGUGAGCGAGAGGAGAAAACAAUUGACGACCUUAAAAAGAAAUUCCAGGAUUUGCAAGAGCGAGAUGCAGAGUGGAAUGAGCAACAACUCAAACGAGCACUCGAUACAAAAGAGCAAGAAGAUUGCGAAAGAAUUGCCAGGGAAGAAGAAAGACUUGAAGAAAGGCUGUUGGAAAAGCUUAAACGCAGCAAAGUGGAAAGAGAAGCACGGGAGAGAAAGAAAUGCGAAGAUGAUUUGCAAAGAGGAAAGCUCCUUAGAAAGUGGCUUCAAAAGCAAGAGCAAAAGGAAGACAGGGAAAGAGAAGAACGCGAGAAACGUGAAAGGAAAAUUAAGGAGAGCCUAACUAAAGAUGGUAAUAGGCGCAGGGAAAGAGAGGGGGCUGAGGGAAAUUCCCGAGAGGAACUCGAUCGAUUACCAAAGGAAAGACAGGAAAAGAAAAAGGUGGAAAAAGAAAGCCAGAAAAGUUUCGUUUGGAAACAAGACGAAGAGGAGGUCGAUCGACGUUACCCAGUAAGCCCGAAACAGGAGGAGAUAGAAAGAGAUAUAAGAAUUCAGAAGAUAUCACAGAGUGGGGAAACAGAGCUCAUGAUAAAAUAUGAGGCAAGAAAGGUGGCGAAGCGGCUGCAGGGGCACCUAAUAAGUCGACUAGGGGAUCACAGGGCAGGAGUAGGACAUUUGGGUGGCGAAAAGAACUUAAAGCAAGUUGCAAGCGAAAGAAAGUCUGAAAGCGAAAAGUCUGUGGAGAAUGCCCCCGGAGACAUGUUGAAACCAGGACUAACUGGCAAAGAUGUGACGAACGUUAAUCGAAAUUCUCAGCAACUAGAAGGCGAUCGUUAUGAGAAUGCCAAAGUCCGGUUAAAAAUGCUUGAAGAAAGGAACAGCAGGAUAAUUCAGCAAGUGCAGGAAAAGUUUCAGGUGCUUGAAAAGCUGCGGCUGGAAGCAGGAGAACUGGAUGCUCAAUAUCCUUUCAACAAGCGUUACAAGCUACAAUCUUCAAAGACAAGAUCUUCAAAGACGCGUAGCGCCCGAUGGGCUCAAGAGGAGUCCGGAGCAGAGCAUUUUCCCAGUCAGGGUCGGAAUGGCGUCAUCCGCUCUAGCAGCGAUAGCGAUGCGAUUCCGGAACCCUGUUUCACCCUCGUGGGCACGUACUGUCCACUCAAGAAGACCUACACGGUGGAGCGCCAAAGUGCUCCACCCAUCCCAUACCAAGACUCAGCGCAGCGGGAAGCCUUCGGUUCCUAUGUACGCAACCAGGUGGUCGAUUGGCCACCACCAAGUUCCUACUCUACUGACGCGGCAGCACCGAGCGAGGAACGAGCACCAAGUGAAGACAAGUCAAGUGGCAUUGGCUUGACCUACUGCAUACGAACUGGAAGGAAGCGUUUUCCGCAGAUCAAACAAUCCGAGAUUAAUCAGGAUUCUUGCGGGCUGAAGGAGGAUCCGUUGCAGCAGAGACGGGUUUUUGGACAGCUACUAUCGCAGGCUCGGACAUUCGAUUGCAGUCCGGAAAUAUUGAGCGCGGAGAACUUUCUUCUAGAGAAAAAACUGGCUGGAGCUAAAAACAAAUAUUUGCAGGAGUCAGUUCUGCGAAUUUCAAGGUAUGUCAUAAGUUUAUUCCAGAAUGACGGAUUUAUCGAGAGUUUCGAGGAAGAGAAUGCAUCUCUGGAAAAUGAAGAACUGGAGCAAAUCUAUCUGCAAAAGAUCGAUAGCACAUUGCUGUUUCCCAAGCCAAUCUUUGGGACUCUUAUGUCGACUCUGCUAACAUCCAACGAGUCAAUUUCGCCCCAUGUCUCGGAGAAAAUGUUAAGUUUUGAAGUCGAGCUGAAGUCUCACCUCAAAAAGAUGUUCAUCCGCGAUUUUGCACGACGAGGUGUUGGAGCUCUGAGGCGCAAAGCCAAGCACUUGAUGAAUCAACAGCGUCAACUACAAAGCCGACGCCUGGCCGAGAUAUGUCGCAAUUCCGAGGAGCAGACUUCUGAGUUGUGGAGGCGGCUGUCCAGAAGCAGUGACUCCUUACGCGGGAUCAGGAAUCUCUUUCGCGAUUGUUGCGACCUGCGUGACCCAAUCUCAGGCGUCGCACUCCAAAGCAUCGAGCGCCUCUACAAGGAAUGGAAGGAUCAGCGGUUUGGUGUGAAUUAUAAGCAAUGUUGAUUUCAUUUUCCUUUUAGAAUAUUUUCAGUUUUGUUUAUGGUUUAAUUUCGAUCUUGCCUGUGUUAAAA
Molecule: messenger RNA, 4377 nt
Organism: Drosophila santomea
Lineage: Eukaryota; Metazoa; Arthropoda; Insecta; Diptera; Drosophilidae
Product: trichohyalin
Exons: 1
Coding region: 107-4309 (1400 amino acids)
Source: RefSeq, a predicted model, not a curated record